AUCCUCAGGUGUGUGUGUCCCUCAUGCGCUUCUCUUCAGUCUCUGUGCCAUUGUGCGUCUCACUGAAAACAAGCCAGGAAGUGUAAAGGGACAGUGAUAUCAUUCAUUUGAGUUCAUCUGUCUUUUAUUCGACUGUCUUCAUAGAUAGACUUCAUUUUUGCCAUGGAUGCUGAAUUGGGCUCCAGUGAAAAGGAUUAUGUCCCGGUGCCCACGGAUGGCAAAGCUGCGGACGAGCUCCGGAUCGAUGUGAAGGAGCCGAGAGCCACAUGGGGCCGGCGCCUGGAGUUCAUCCUGGCCACGGUCGGGUACGCGGUGGGACUCGGAAAUGUCUGGAGGUUUCCUUAUUUGUGCUACAGCAGUGGAGGAGGUGCCUUCAUGAUUCCUUAUAUAACAAUGGUAUUCCUGUGUGGCAUUCCUCUGCUCUUUAUGGAAUUCACAAUCGGACAAUACACCCGCUUAGGACCUGUGCAUGCGUUUGCCAAAAUAUGUCCUCUAUUAAAAGGUGUUGGUCUGGCCACUGUUGUUAUCUCCUUUGUAUUUUCUACCUACUACAAUGUGCUUAUGAGUUGGGCAAUAUAUUACCUAUUCAAUUCAUUUGGAUCGACUUUACCAUGGCAGUCAUGCAAUGAAACUUGGAAUGUAAUCCAAAAUUGCUCCAGUGGUUUCACUGGCAAUGCAACCUACCUGCAAUCUGCAAGUCAGCAGUUUUUUGAUAAUAAACUUCUUGAAAAAACAGAGACCAUAGAAGAUUCUGGUGGUCUUCGAUGGGAGCUAUUUGGCUGUCUAUUUGCUGCCUGGGCCAUUGUAUAUUUGUGCAUUUUCAAAGGAGUUAAAUCCUCUGGGAAGGUUGUGUAUUUCACCGCUGUUUUUCCAUACUUCAUCCUGUUCGCCUUGCUCAUCAAUAAUGUGCAGCUUCCAGGAGCAGUGAAUGGCAUUAUUUUCUUUGUGACCCCAGUGUGGAAUAAACUCUUCCAAAUUAAGGUUUGGGUAAAUGCUGCUGCCCAAGUGUUUAACUCUAUUGGAAUUGCAUUCGGCUCAAUGGUUUCAAUGUCCAGUUACAACAAGUUUAACAACAACAUUCUCAGGGAUGCUUUGAUUGUGUCAGUGACAAACUCCUUUACAAGUAUCCUGGCAGGUUUUGUGAUCUUUUCUGCUAUUGGUUACAUGGCACACAUCCACAACCUCCCAGUGGACAACAUUGCCACAGACGGUCCUGGAUUAGUUUUUGUGGUAUAUCCUGAAGUCAUCUCCACCAUGCCAGUGUUUCAGCUCUGGGCCCCGCUCUUCUUCUUUAUGCUUCUGUGUCUGGGUCUUGACAGCCAGUUUGCCACCAUUGAAGUUGCCAUAACCUUCUUGAAGGAUGAAUUUGGCACCAAAAUCCUCCAGUUUGUGAAGCGAGAAGAGCUGUUGGCUUUAGCUGUGUGUCUGCUCUGCUUUUUGAUGGGGCUUCCUCAUAUUACCAAGGGAGGUAUCUACGUAUUUCAGCUAAUGGACCAUUACACUGCUGUGGUUUCGCUCAUGUUUCUGGCAUUUUUUGAAGUUGUGGCUGUCUGCUGGAUUUUUGGAGCCCCGCGUCUCUCUGUUAUGGUCAAGAGAAUGUUGGGGAGGACUCCAAACAUUUACUUCCGCCUAUGUUGGCUUGUUCUUUGUCCAGUUUUGGUCCUGUGUAUUUUGGUGUCCAGUAUUGUCCAAUACACUCCAGUGCGUUAUGGAAAAUACAAAUAUCCACACUGGGCUGACAGUGUGGGCUGGGCAGUCUCUCUGGUAUCUAUCAUCUGGAUACCUCUGGGGGCUAUUCAUGAGAUUUACAUCAACAAGGGAUCCCUGUAUGAUCGGUUCAAAGCAGCUAUAAAACCUACAGUUGAUCUGGAUGUAGACAACUCUCCAGGUAAACAAAAUCAACAGAUGGCUAUGCUAACAGAACCUCGACAAAGCUUCUGCCACUGA
Periophthalmus magnuspinnatus is the source of this 1947-nucleotide messenger RNA. RefSeq lists its product as uncharacterized. Gene Ontology annotation, biological process: sodium ion transmembrane transport. The coding region runs from base 163 to 1947 and encodes 594 amino acids. The record is from RefSeq and is a predicted model, not a curated record. Lineage: Eukaryota; Metazoa; Chordata; Actinopteri; Gobiiformes; Gobiidae. Gene Ontology annotation, cellular component: membrane. The transcript has 13 exons.